AUGGUUUCCCUCAAGAAUCUUCUGGUCGUCCUGGCCGUUUCGGCUUCCAGCUUCGCAAUUCCAUUUUCGUCUCGCGAAGAUGGGCAAUUUAAAGCCAGUAUUUAUCAGAAGCUUCCUGCCCCGCCGGCAGGCUGGGAGAGGGAUGAUAGUGUGAAGCUUGAUAAGGAUAGCUUUAUGGUUAAGCUAAGGAUCCAUUUGGUGCAGCAGGGCAUGAAAAAGUUCCAUGAUUUAGCAAUGAAGAUUGCUACUCCAGGACACGAGCUUUAUGGCGGCCAUCUUGCCCAGCACGUAAUUGACUCGAUGAUUGCGCCAAAACAAGAAUCUAAAGAUCUGGUCUUGGAAUGGCUAGACACCGAAGGGUUGAGAUCUCAUGCUGAAGUCUCCCCACGAUCUGACUCCAUCAUUGUUGAGGCUAGCCUUGAGCAAAUCGAGAAGCUUUUGAAGGCAGAGUACAGCAAAUUUGUUCGACCGGAAUCAGGCGACAGUGCCGUGAGAACACUGGAAUAUAGUCUCCCAGAUAUUCUCAAAGGUCAUGUGGAUAUGGUCCAACCAACAACUUUCUUCGGCCUCCGAGCAAUGAAAUCAACGAUCAAGGAAGUCACCAUGAACAUUGAAGACAAUAUUGCUGCAAAUAAAAUCAACACCGCGGCCAGUCCGGCAGCAGUCAAGGGUUGCAACAGCAACAGCAUCACGCCUAUUUGUCUUGCCAAUCUUUAUAACUUUGCAUCCGACACAACAAACCAGACUGUCGGGAGAAUGGGCAUUGCAGGAUUUCUGGAGCAGCAUCCGAUCCAAUCCGACCUCAAAACCUUCAUGAAUAAGUAUGCUUACUUCGACAACAAAAAUGAGACUUACAGCUGUGAACUGAUCAACGGCGGCACAUGCCCAGCAACUGACGUAACAAACAACAUUGUCGAAGCCAACCUUGAUGUUCAGUAUGCUCGCGCUAUCACUCAAAACAUACCCAAUGUCUACUACAGCACUGGUGGCAGACCACCUUGGCUCGGGUCGGGAGGCAAUACCAACGAGCCUUACCUUGAGUUCCUCAACUACCUCCUCGCUCUUGAUGAUGACUCUCUCCCAAACACAAUGUCUAUCUCGUACGGAGAUGACGAAGCCACCGUCCCUAUCGACUACGCAAACACCUGCUGUGACCUCUUUGCUCAGCUUGGCGCUCGUGGCGUCUCUAUCUUGGUGGCUUCAGGAGAUUCCGGCGUUGGCAAUAGUUGCAAGGUGGACGGAAAGGCCCAGUUUACAACCGCUUUCCCUGCCGCUUGCCCCUGGGUCACAACGGUUGGCGGCACUACAGGUACUAGCCCCGAGGGUACUUGGUCUGAUGGAGGGGGUGGCUUCUCCGAAAUUUUCGGCCGUCCCAGCUACCAGAAUGAUACCGUAAACACCUGGCUUGAAACGGACACGACACACACGGCCAUCAGCAAAUACUUCAACAGCUCCGGGCGCGCAUAUCCCGAUGUAUCUGCUCAAGCUAUGAACUUCCUCGUGGUACUCCUGGGCUCCGCCGCCGGGGUUUCUGGAACGAGCGCUGCUUGCCCGACUUUCGCGAGUGUGGUGCAGUUGUUGAAUAGCGAUCGGCUUGCAAGCGGGAAGAAGCCUUUGGGUUUUUUGAACCCGUGGUUAUAUGGUGAGGGAGCUAAGGGGAUGAAUGAUAUCACGACCGGGAGGAUCACAGGAUGUAGUGGAAGUAUUAGUGGAGCGGGAUUUUCUGCUGUCGCUGGGUGGGAUCCAGCAACUGGUCUCGGGAGCCCCAAUUACGGGUCUCUUUUGGCGAUUUCUCGUGCCACAGCGUGA
This is a messenger RNA of Venustampulla echinocandica, 1809 nucleotides long. Its product is annotated as Subtilisin-like protein. Gene Ontology annotation, biological process: proteolysis. The coding region runs from base 1 to 1809 and encodes 602 amino acids. Gene Ontology annotation, molecular function: serine-type endopeptidase activity; tripeptidyl-peptidase activity. The record is from RefSeq and is a predicted model, not a curated record. The transcript is spliced from 4 exons. Lineage: Eukaryota; Fungi; Ascomycota; Leotiomycetes; Helotiales; Pleuroascaceae.